AUGGGAAAUGUGAAACAAGCAUACAGCAAGGACCGGUCACCAGAGCAGAAUCAGCGUGGACUUCGUGCAGUAUUCGUCGAGUACCAGCCAACCAAAGACACGAGCAGCUCGCUGCGUCCCUUCCACCACGCAAGGGUGGUAGUGACGGAAGUGGGCCAGCAUCUCAACGGAGAACCUCUCAAUGCGCAAUCCUCAGGGUUCGUCUACGACAGACAUGAUGGCGUCGUCAUUGGCACUACCACCAAGGACAAGGUCUUAGCACGAAAGGACCCCUAG
Molecule: messenger RNA, 276 nt
Organism: Fusarium verticillioides 7600
Lineage: Eukaryota; Fungi; Ascomycota; Sordariomycetes; Hypocreales; Nectriaceae
Exons: 2
Coding region: 1-276 (91 amino acids)
Source: RefSeq, a predicted model, not a curated record